AGGUGGACGUUACAGGAAAGACUGACUGGGAUCUGGGCGUGGCCAGUCGGUCCGUUAAUCGAAAGGGUAAAAUCACUGUCAGCCCCGCUCACGGUUACUGGUUCCUGAGUCUGCGGGAUCGGACCGACUUCGCCUUCCGGACAGAACCCUCGACCAGCCUGACAGUCAGCAUCAGACCCUGUCGGGUUGGGAUCUACGUGGACUGUGAUAAGGGCCUGGUGUCCUUCUACAARGUGGAGGCCAAGCUGCUCAUCUUUACUUUCACAGGUAGUUUUCCAGACACCAUCCACCCAUUCUUCAGCCCCUGUACCAAUAAAUCAGGACAGAACGAGGCUCCGUUAACCAUCUGCCCCGUUGCAAUGGCAGAUUGAAAUGAGCCGUUUGUUUCACAUGUGGAACACUGGGUCAAGGUUAACCCUCGAACCCUGACCCCCAAUCCCUCACCUUAUGGUGUCAGCAGCAGAAAAUGCUUCUUCUACAGGUCCUUCUCAAAAAAUUAGCAUAUUGUGAUAAAGUUCAUUAUUUUCUGUAAUGUACUGAUAAACAUUAA
Molecule: messenger RNA, 550 nt
Organism: Austrofundulus limnaeus
Lineage: Eukaryota; Metazoa; Chordata; Actinopteri; Cyprinodontiformes; Rivulidae
Product: erythroid membrane-associated protein
Molecular function (GO): protein binding
Source: RefSeq, a predicted model, not a curated record